Messenger RNA from Nematostella vectensis (starlet sea anemone), 567 nucleotides. RefSeq lists its product as uncharacterized. The transcript is spliced from 2 exons. The coding region runs from base 98 to 550 and encodes 150 amino acids. The record is from RefSeq and is a predicted model, not a curated record. Gene Ontology annotation, molecular function: carbohydrate binding. NCBI's taxonomy places the organism in Eukaryota, Metazoa, Cnidaria, Anthozoa, Actiniaria, Edwardsiidae.
GUGUUUUGUGCCCUAUUUCAUCCCCCUCUUCUAGCCGACCUCUUAUCCUGGAUAGUUUUUGAAUACACUAUUCUUAGUUCAAGUGUUUUUAAUUCACAUGUGUGUAACCAGUCUGCUCAGACGUACAGAGAUGGCGGUAAUGUUGAUAACGCUUCUCGGUUUUCUAAUCUUCGUCGCCAAUCCCUCUUAUGGAUAUGUGGAACACUCGAAUUGCGUCGAGCCAACAGAACCACCAUUCAAGACACUUCAGGCUCAUGGCUGUCAGGACAAAGCAGACGUCAUCCUCUCUUGUCGCAGAGGUUACAAACUGCACAUUCUCUCAGUUUUCUUCGGUCAUGGCCACGGCUUCAACUGCACCUGUGAUAGCAGCAUCUGGCAGAACUGUCUAGCUCACAGAGGGCGGUCGGGCAUCCUUGUCAAGUACCUGUGCGAGGGCAAGCAGACAUGUACUAUCCCUCCAACUGAGGACGUACUCGGCUCAACCACGUGCUUCCGCCUGAAAAGCGACUUGUUUGUCGAUUAUCUGUGUGGAAAAGAUGAUGGCCAAUAAAAGCUAAAGUCAUACAA